This is a messenger RNA of Oncorhynchus gorbuscha (pink salmon), 621 nucleotides long. RefSeq names its product dual 3',5'-cyclic-AMP and -GMP phosphodiesterase 11A-like. The transcript has 6 exons. Gene Ontology annotation, biological process: signal transduction. Gene Ontology annotation, molecular function: 3',5'-cyclic-nucleotide phosphodiesterase activity. The record is from RefSeq and is a predicted model, not a curated record. The annotation marks the transcript as partial. NCBI's taxonomy places the organism in Eukaryota, Metazoa, Chordata, Actinopteri, Salmoniformes, Salmonidae.
GCUGCUAAGAUCCCUUUGAGCAGUGAGCUGGGCAUCGAAGAGUUCCACUUCAACGAUUUCUCAUUGGACAACGACGCCAUGAUCACUGCCUCCCUCCGGAUGUUUCUGGAACUCGGAGCCGUCCAGAAGUUUAAGAUUGACUACGACGUCCUGUGUCGCUGGCUGUUGACGGUGAGGAAGAACUAUCGCACGGUGGCAUACCAUAACUGGAGGCAUGCCUUCAACGUGUGCCAGUGCAUGUUCCUCAUGAUCACAACGGCUGGUUUCCAGGAUGUUCUGUCGGAUGCAGAGACCCUGGCGUUGAUGGUGGGUUGUCUCUGCCAUGACUUAGACCACCGUGGCACCAACAACGCCUUCCAGGCCAAGACUGGCUCUGCUCUGGCCCUGCUCUACGGGACAUCAGCUACUCUGGAGCACCAUCACUUCAACCAUGCAGUCAUGAUCCUACAGAGUGAGGGUCAUAAUAUCUUUGCCAACCUGUGUUCCAAAGAGUACAGUAGUAUGAUGCAGCUACUGAAACAGGCCAUCCUCUCCACUGACCUCACCCUGCACUUCCAGAGGAGGAGCCAGUUCUGUGACUUUGUCUGUGCUCCUAAACAGGAGGAGGAGCCAGUUCUGUGA